AUGUCCACUGCCGCCCCCGACCUGCCCCCCGAGGCCCUGGAACUCGCCCAGGCGCUCCUGCACGCGUCGUCGACCGAGCCGUCCUUCACCAUCGCGGCCCUGCUGGAGCGUCACGCGCCGACAUGGUACCAGGACGAGGACCUCGGCUUCUCGUGCCUGCACCACGCUGCGGAGCGCCGCGAGCCCGCGAUCGUGAGGCAGCUGCUGCGUGCCGGCGCGGUGUGGAACGCCGUCGACCACUGGGGCCGGACGGCGGGCGAGGUCGCCCUGAGCUUGGGGGACAAGGAGAGCUGGGAGGCGAUCCGGAACGAGGGCGUGCGCUCCGAGAUGCUCCACCACGCGCUCAAGGGCGACGCGGGCAACGGCGUCGUCACGCUCCGCGCAGAGGACUCGUCGUCGGCGGGCGAUAACCUUGCGUUCCUGGCCAGCGAGCUCACGUGGGAGACGGGCGCGGACGGCCGCGAGCGCGUGCUCGACGCCGAUGGGAACGGCGUCAUGAUGGGCUGGGAGGAGCCCUUGAUGCGCGAGCACGUGCGCCUCAUGACAGCCGACCAUCCCAAGGCUGGUGGGGGCAUGUCGAUUCUGAACGUCGGCUAUGGUUUGGGCAUUGUCGACCGCCUCUUCCAGUCCACCUCGCCCGCGUCGCAUACCAUCAUCGAGGCGCACCCGCAGGUCCUGAAACACAUCCGCGACACCGGCGUGGACAAGCUGCCCGGCGUGCGCAUCCUCGAGGGGCGGUGGCAGGACUGGGUGGUUGGCGACAAGCUGGGCGAGCUGAUCGCUGGCACCGAGGACGCGAUGGGCUUUGACGCCAUCUUCGUGGACACCUUUGCGGAGGGGUACGAGGACCUCAAAGCCUUCUUCGAAGUCCUCCCCGACAUCCUCGAGGCCGAGGCCGGCGUCUUCUCCUUUUGGAACGGCCUGGGCGCGACCAACCCGACCAUCUACGCCGUCUCGUCGUCCCUCGCCGAGCUGCACCUCGACGACGUCGGCCUCGAUACUGUGUGGCACGACGUCGCGAUCCCCGAGUCGCUCGCAAGCGAGGUGUGGAAGGGCGUUAGGAGACGAUACUGGGAGCUGCCGGGGUACAAGCUGCCCGUGAGCAAGAUGCGGCUGAUGUAGGGGGCGGGUAAUGGUAAUUUGAUGCACUGAGUAGGA
Molecule: messenger RNA, 1158 nt
Organism: Vanrija pseudolonga
Lineage: Eukaryota; Fungi; Basidiomycota; Tremellomycetes; Trichosporonales; Trichosporonaceae
Gene: RMT2
Product: Protein arginine N-methyltransferase 2
Exons: 4
Coding region: 1-1122 (373 amino acids)
Biological process (GO): peptidyl-arginine methylation
Cellular component (GO): cytoplasm; nucleus
Molecular function (GO): protein arginine N5-methyltransferase activity; protein binding
Source: RefSeq, a predicted model, not a curated record